AUGGAAAACACAUUCAAAAUGAAAUCGAUACCAGAGAGUAAACUGAAGGCGUUCAGCAUUGGACGAAUGAACAUUGUGAAGACCGGAAUGUCUAAAAAGGACAAAGAAGAUGAGAAGAAAGAGGAAGAAAAAAAGACUGCGGAAGUUUAUAGCGAGUUUGUUGCGUCAUUUGAAGGUGACAAAGGCCGUGGUAAAGCCUUUGUUCGUGGUGACGUUAUAAACCCUGAUGAAAAAACUGGCAACAAAAAGGGAAAGUUGUACAAGCCAACAUCCAAACUACAGGAGCUUGUGAAGAGUUUCUCCACGAAACCUGAUGUAUCAGUGUCAACACCUGGAAAAAAUAUGAAACCAGAUCGACCAACUAUUAAGAAAAAGGACGAUAAGAAAAAGAGCAAUUUAGAGCUCUUUAAAGAGGAACUAAAAAUCAUUCAAGCUGAACGUGAACAACGACAUGCUUUCAAGAAAGAUCGCAACUCUCACUCCUCAAGAACACCAUCAUCUACGAAAACUGACAACCGUCAAAAAGCAAGACCAUCAAGGUUUGAAAAUGUGAGCUCUCCGCCAAGGGAUCGUGAACAGGAUUCUUCUUCACUGCUUGAUGAACUUGUACCAGGAUCACACGACAGCGGGGAUCCUAUGACUACAAAUCUCUUUCUUGGAAAUGUCAAUCCUAAAAUGGACGAACAAAUGCUUUGUGGUGUUUUUGGAAAAUACGGCCCGCUUGCAAGUGUUAAAAUUAUGUGGCCAAGAACAGAGGAAGAAAGAUCAAGGGAGCGUAAUUGUGCGUUUGUUGCUUUCAUGACGAGGAAAAAUGCUGAAAAAGCAAUGAAAAACUUACAAGGAAAAAUGACAAUGGACUAUGAAAUGAAGUUGGGUUGGGGAAAAACAGUACCAAUUCCACCACAUCCAAUAUAUGUCCCACCUAUCAUGCUUGAACGUACUUUACCUCCGCCACCCUCUGGACUGCCUUUUAAUGCUCAACCAAAAGAUCCCAGCAAAGCAUCGGGAGAGAUUGGAGUAGCUCCGUCAUUUCGUGAUCAAGAAGAAUUUGAAGAUACACUGGCAAAAUCAGUUGUGAGGGUGGUAAUCCCAACUGAAAGGAGCGUCCUUGUUAUUAUUCAUCGUAUGAUUGAAUUUGUCGUUCGUGAAGGACCGAUGUUUGAAGCUAUGAUAAUGAAUAGGGAGAUUAAUAACCCCAUGUUCAGAUUUUUAUUUGAGAAUCAGAGUCCUGCUCAUAUUUAUUACAGAUGGAGGAUGUAUUCAAUAUUACAGGUAGAUUUCCGUUUAUUUGAAGGUGGGUCAAUGUGGCGUCCUCCACCUAUAAAUCCAUAUGAAGAAGUAAUGUCAGAUUCAGAGUCUGGAGAUGAACAGCAGACGACAGAAGUCGAAACAAAAUCUAUAAAGGAAGAAAAACAAAGAAGACAGGAGUUGAAAGAUGAGGAUCGAGAUAAACUGGAAGAAAUACUUCGUGGCUUAUUACCAACACGACAAGCGAUUGCUGAAGCAAUGGUGUUUUGUCUUGAACAUUCUGAUGCAGCAGAAGAAAUUGUAGAAUGCAUUGCUGAAUCUCUUUCCAUAUUACAAACACCUUUGCCAAAGAAAAUUGCUCGUCUUUAUCUCAUUUCUGAUGUAUUAUACAACUGCAGUGCGAAAGUUGCAAAUGCUUCUUUUUUCCGAAAACACUUUCAAGCCAAAUUACAAGAAAUCAUGUCGGACAUCCAUUCAUGCCAUGCUAACAUCCAGGGAAGACUUCGUGCAGAGCAAUUUAAACAGAGAGUUAUGUAUUGUUUCCGUGCCUGGGAAGAUUGGGCUGUUUAUCAUGAACAAUUUCUUAUUUCACUGCAAAAUACUUUCUUGGGUCUUCAUGUAGUGGAGAAUAAGACCAUGAAAAAAGAGGCUGAUGACUCAAUUAACGGUAAAGAAAUCGAUGGUGCUGCAUUGUUCAACUUGGAUGUACAAGACAAUGAAGUAGAUGGUAUUCCUAUCGAUGCUGGUACAAUCGAUAAUGAUGUGGAUGGAUUGCCGAUAGAAGCAGCAGAAGAUAUUGAUGGAAUCCCAUUGGAAACCAAGUCUGUUGAUAAAGAGUCGAAAGGAACUCCAAGAUUUGUUCAAAGUAAAUGGGAAACAGUAGAUCCUCAAGAUGUGGAGGCCCAAGCUAUGACGACAUCUAAUUGGGAUCAACUAGAAAAUAAAGAUGAUGUUGACGGCGUACCAUUGGAUGACAGUGAUGCUGAAAAUGACGUUGGAAAUCAUAACAACAAAGCAAAAUUUGAUCCAAAACUCGAAGAAGAAAAGCGUGCCAAAUUAAGAGAAAUUGAGGUAAAAGUUAUGAAAUUCCAGGAUGAUUUAGAAUCUGGAAGACGAGCUAAGAAUCCAACUAUGGAUAUAGCAGAACAAGUUGAACAAUACAGAAUAAAACUAAUGGAAAGGGAAAAAGAAAAGGCUCGCGAACAAGAAGCAAAGGAAAGAAGAAAUAAAGACAAGAAGGAUAAAAAGAAAACAAGUCGACCACAUAGUAGUAGCAGUGGAAGUUCAAGUGAGUCUGGCAGAUCAUCUCCUCAUAAAAAGCGAAAAAGGAAAAAUCGUGAUUCAACAGGGACACCUAGGAGAGGACUAGUUGCUUAUGACAGUGAUGGCUCUACAGAUUCAUCAAGACAUACAUCUUCAUCAAGGAAAAGAAAAACUCCAAAGCGAAGAUCUAGAUCACGUGAACGACAUCUUGACAGACGAUAUGAACAAGGAUCAGGUGAUUACAGGCGCCGGUCAAGGUCUCGAAGUCCUAUGAAAAGAUCGAAGCGAUCUCGAUCGAUUGAAGAUAAGCUCAAAAAGAAAAGAAGAAGUCGACAUUAAGCAGCUUUUUCUCUGUAAAAACGAAUGUUAUUUGUAAUUGUAUCGCUUGUUACAGGAUAUGUUGCAGUUGCGGCUGGCUGUAAAACAUAGUUUAAAACAAAGUUAACUGAUUUAUUGCUUGCUUCCCAAAUCGAGAAACUUGGUUGUAACUUGAUGGUCGUUUACCAGUCCCGAAACGUUGAAUGUGUCCAAGUGGGAAAAGUUUCAAAGAUUAAACAAAAUGGCUGUUGAUUGAUCAAGAUGACUUAUAUAUUUGUCCAAAAGUAUAUAGUUUUGAACAGUGGUGGGGUUCAAAGUUUUGAGUUCUAGAGCAAUUACUAACUAUUAUGAAGUCGUACUAUUGUUCUUUGUUAACCUAUAGUUGAAAUGGUGCUUUUUCACUGGCUUGAUGUUUUCUGCUAUCUUAUGUUCGAAUUAUAUGUAUGACCUGCAUGCUUCCGACAGUCAAGUAUUGAAAGUACGAAAGCUUAUAUAGAAGAAAUAAUACAUUGGUUUGCCAUGUUCAAGCGAGUGUUUUAUCAUGACCAGAUUAUCUUUUUGUAUUGUCCGAUAUAAUAAAAUUAUUUCAAAAUUAA
Messenger RNA from Styela clava, 3425 nucleotides. The record is from RefSeq and is a predicted model, not a curated record. Lineage: Eukaryota; Metazoa; Chordata; Ascidiacea; Stolidobranchia; Styelidae.